Molecule: messenger RNA, 3189 nt
Organism: Amphibalanus amphitrite
Lineage: Eukaryota; Metazoa; Arthropoda; Thecostraca; Balanomorpha; Balanidae
Product: tRNA-dihydrouridine(47) synthase [NAD(P)(+)]-like
Exons: 12
Coding region: 309-2492 (727 amino acids)
Biological process (GO): tRNA processing
Molecular function (GO): metal ion binding; flavin adenine dinucleotide binding; RNA binding
Source: RefSeq, a predicted model, not a curated record
GACUCAUGAAAUGGCGUGUUCGUAAAUAUUAUUGUUAAUUUUAUCUGCGAAAUAAGUGAAAUAUCAUGCGCUGAUUGGUUCAUUUUCAUUUUGUCUUGCGAUAGCGUUGUGCGCAGGAAGCUUCGAAUAGCUGUGUUUCUAACACCAUGCUAAACGCAUUUGUAUUCUCUACCACAUGGCAUGACUCAGGCUGGGGGCGCGCAUUGAACUCUAUAGAUGGCCUCGAUUGAACUUUGAAGUUGACCCCUUCCUACCAAGCGACGAGGAGACAAGCGAGGCACGAAGGAACCCAACCCAACGAGGUGACAAUGGCUGACAGCAAUGAAUGCAAGAUGGAUCCGGUCUACAGGCCAGGGGAGGCUGCUAUCAAAGCAGAAUUUCUGUUGCCUAUAAAUAAAGAUGGUGCAGGGGAGCCACAGAAUGAAGAAAGCAAGAGCGACCUCUCUGAGGAUGUAACAGCCAAAAGAAUCAAACUGUCUGAUGAUGGAGCACCAGAAACCAGCAGUGCAGACAAUGCACAACCUGUGGAUGAUGGGCAAGAAAAGGAAGCAGGCCACCAGAAAGAAAAACAGCGAGGCCGUAACAAGCAGCGUCCGGGCCGAGCUCGUCAGCCGCCCUCUGAGAAGUUGUGUCCGGUGCUGAAGGACGUGCUGGCCUCGGAGCCGGAGCCGCGCUGCACCUUCCCCGGCCAGUGUCACUUCCUACACGACCCGGCCGCCUACCUGGCCAAGAAGCCGGCUGACCUCGGGCCGCGCUGCUAUAUGUACGAGGAGCACGGCCGCUGUCCGUCCGGGCUGACCUGCAGAUUCGGUGCGUCGCACACCACGCCGGAGCACCGGAGCAGCGAGGGGGAUCCGGAGAAGUGGGCUGCCUACCAGGCGCUGCGCCCCACGCGGAACGCGCUCACCAAGGAUGUACAGCGGCAGCUCUGGAAGCGCCGCUACGACUUCUCGGUGUCUAACGCGGCGGUGCAGCGGUUCGACCGGCGGCCGUCGUCGGCACAGAGGGGCGGGCAGAGACAGAGACCGGGCCGGCGGCCGGCCGAGGGGACCGGAGAGGUGCCGCCAGCUCAGAACGGCGUGGGACCAGAUGUCCCCAUGACGACCCCUGAAACUGCUCCUGCCGCCGCAGCCGGCUCUGAGACAACCACUUCUACUGCUACCGACCCAGCUGUCCCCUCGGACACCUGUGUAGCUACCUCUGGAACUACCGCGGCUCCCGCUCCGGGCCAGGACGCCAUCUCCGCGGAAGGCCCCGCUGUGGCGGACAUGAACACGUCUCCUGCUCCCGGUGUGGUGUCGGUGGCAGCAGGGAACACUACUAGACCGGUCGACGGACGUGGGGACAGCGCUCAGUCGACGGUCUGCUUGGAGAAGCCGAUUGGAUCCCACUCGGACACAGACCUCGUGAAGCCCCGACCGGCCGAGAAAAAGAAGGUGGACUGGCAGGACCAGCUGUACCUUGCGCCGCUCACCACGGUCGGUAACCUGCCGUUCCGCCGACUGUGCCGACGACUGGGUGCCGACAUCACGUGCGGAGAGAUGGCCAUGGCUACCAACCUGCUACAGGGCGCCCAGGCCGAGUGGGCGCUCGUGCGACGGCACCAUUCCGAGAAGGUGUUCGGCGCCCAGAUCUGCGGCAACAACCCGGGCGUGUUAACCCGGUGUGCCCAGCUGCUGAACGAGACCUGUGAGCUGGACUUCAUCGACAUUAACCUCGGCUGUCCGAUCGACCUGGUCUACCAGCAGGGCGGCGGUAGUGCUAUGAUGCGUAAACGCUCCAUGCUAGAAAACACCUGCCGAAGCAUCUCGUCCGUCAUCGAUAUCCCGCUGACGCUGAAGAUGCGGACGGGUGUGUUCCGCGGCGCCAACAUCGCGCACGACCUCAUCACCUCUGCCGCCGACUGGGGCGUAGACAUGGUCACGCUGCACGGCCGGUCUCGGGAGCAGCGCUACACAAAGCUGGCCGACUGGCAGUAUGUGGCCGAGUGUUCGCGAGCUGCCCACCCCCUCCCUCUGUACGGUAACGGGGACGUCCUCUCCUGGGAGGAGUAUGAGGCCAAGAAGGCCGCCUCGGGCGUGGCUGGCAUCAUGGUGGCACGCGGUGCACUCAUCAAACCGUGGCUCUUCACGGAGAUCAAGGAGCGUCGCACCUGGGACAUCAGGUCUUCGGAGCGGUUAGAUCUGCUCAAGGAGUACACCAACUACGGGCUGGAGCACUGGGGCAGCGACACGGAGGGUGUGGAGAAGACGCGUCGCUUCCUGCUGGAGUGGCUGUCGUUCCUGUACCGGUACAUCCCGGCGGGCCUGCUGGAGCGACCCCCGCAGCGCAUCAACGAGCGUCCGCCGGCCUUCCGCGGCCGGGACGACCUGGAGACGCUGAUGGCGAGCGGCAACUGCCGCGACUGGGUCACCAUCAGCGAGAUGCUGCUGGGCAAGGUGCCCGAUUCAUUCGAGUUCCUUCCCAAGCACAAGGCCAACUCGUACGGCUAGUCGCCUCUCAGUCAGCUCAGUCUAGCUUCCGUCGUCACACUUCAAGGGAACAAUGUGAUCAGGCCGGCGCCGCCAGUUUUGACCCAGCUGACCCCUUUGGUCGUGGGGUGUGAUCAAAGCAUCACUGAGGUCAGUCAGCUUAGCCUCAGGGAGUGUGAUUUUUUGAACGUAUAUCAAAGAUGGACUCCUGUCCAGCCAACUGGUAUAGUGCCGAAUCUCGGGAACGAAACUGUGGUUUGAAAUUGAAACGAAAUGUGAUGAGGUGAAAUUGUGUGAUGAAUGUUCGUGUGAUUUGAUGCUGCGUGUCGUACUGUUUGAACGCUACACGACUUUGUUUUGUUGACUCGUGGCUCGGCUUUGCGUUGUUGACGGUCAGUUGUUUCCAGUGGUAAUUGGGCACAUUGAUGGCUUGGUUUUAUGAGGUGAUUUUGCGGUCCGCUUCUAUUUGCUCAACGUUUUAAGCACUUUUUCUACUGGUUGCGUAAUAAGAAAGUCACUAAAAUAUCUUCAAAAGACACAGCUGCUAACUAGAACAGCUGAGCCUGCUGUCAGUUGAUUCAAGGGUUUGUUUAUGUCUUGUCCUUUUCUAUGAAUCAGGGAAGAAAUGUCUCCGUGGUUUUUUUAUAUUAGUUUACGUUGUUCGAUACUUAUCUCCUUCGUGUGAAACGGACCUCAGUAAUUCAACGAUGAUUUUCUC